Molecule: messenger RNA, 4799 nt
Organism: Portunus trituberculatus (swimming crab)
Lineage: Eukaryota; Metazoa; Arthropoda; Malacostraca; Decapoda; Portunidae
Product: paired box protein Pax-6-like
Exons: 14
Coding region: 680-2401 (573 amino acids)
Biological process (GO): regulation of transcription by RNA polymerase II; anatomical structure development
Molecular function (GO): DNA-binding transcription factor activity, RNA polymerase II-specific; RNA polymerase II cis-regulatory region sequence-specific DNA binding
Source: RefSeq, a predicted model, not a curated record
UUGAGGAGUACACGCUUGGGUGGCAUUAGCGGCGGAGUUCAUUGAUAGAGUGCGAGUGAGUAGCGGAGCUGAGCGGAGGCAACACGAGGAGGGCAAGUUGGCUGUCGAUAUAUGGGGCGAGGACGGUAAAUACUGGUCCAGGAAGGCUCAUUUAGUUGUGUGGACGGAGCCUACGGUUUAGCGUCGGUCCCGGGGGAUCAGACAGUCAGUGGGUGGCGGUGAGCGAUGAGUGGUCCGCCCGUCACGUGGUUAUAACGCGCAGUACCGCCACGCUGCUACUCCGGCCCGCCUGUCCCUCUAUACCACUGCUUGGAAACUCCCGCGCUUCAGGAAAAAUCAUAGGAAAGAGCACCUGUUUCCUCACACACACACACACACACCAGAAUAGCAAACUUCCGCGUGAUUGAAUUGAAAAGAGAGGAAGGUUGAUGCUGAACAGUGUGUCGCGUAGAGAUUAGCGCCGCGUGAAGUUAAGAUAGAGAAAAUUAUACACUCAAACUUAACCUUGCACAGUGGAUUCAGCGAGGAAGCGACGCUCACGGAGGAGGCUGAGCUGAGGGCCGCCGCUACUGCCGCCGCCGCCGCCGUCACCGCCACUCCAGCAUCCCCGUCACCACUGUCACCAUUCGGGGUGUGCGGUAGCGGUGGCGGGCCAGGCGGGCCGCACGUGGCCGCCGUAAUGCUCUCGCCGGUGGACGCCGGGCCGCACGGGCCACACGGGCCACAUGGGCCGCACGGUCCCCACGGCCCCCACGGCCACCCCCCGUGGGCCCCCGCCUCGCUGGACGACAUGACGCAAAAGGCUUGUGAUAUCGAAUUCUCCUCGGCUCUGACUACAGACGCGCUCGACUACUCCCUCGGGCCCUCAGGUCAUAGCGGAGUCAAUCAGCUGGGCGGUGUGUUCGUCUCAGGUCGGCCCCUUCCAGACUCCACUCGACAGAAGAUCAUUGAACUUGCCCACUCCGGCGCCAGGCCCUGUGAUAUCUCCCGAAUUCUCCAGGUGUCGAACGGGUGUGUCUCCAAGAUUCUCGGCAGGUACUAUGAGACGGGGUCCAUACGGCCGCGUGCCAUUGGGGGUUCGAAGCCGAGGGUGGCGACGCAGGAAGUGGUGGCGCGCAUUGCUCAGUUCAAGAGAGAGUGUCCCUCCAUCUUCGCGUGGGAGAUUCGGGACCGCCUGCUGUCUGAGGGCGUCUGUUCCGCCGACAACAUCCCCAGCGUAUCCUCCAUCAACCGCGUCCUAAGAAACAUCACCAACAAGGAAACAGGGACGAGCUCUCCUGGUGUGGGGGGCGGCACUCCCUCUACGGGCGGCGGGGGGACCAUUGUACCCACUGGAGGCGCGGGAGGUGGCGGCGGAGGGGGCCAGGCGAUGGGCGUGGGGGGCGGCAACUCAACCCACAGCAGUAACGCCAGCACGCCCACGCCCACUUCCACGCCCUCGCAAGAUCCAAUGUAUGAUAAACUAAGGCUGCUCAAUGGACAGGCUUCGUGGCCCCGCGCUCAGUGGUACAGCGGCCCAGGUGGUGACGUCACUACCCUGCCUGUGGAGUCCCCCCAGCCGCCCCCCUGCAGCCAGCCCCCCCUGCCCAAGAAGAGCGAUGGAGGGGACCUGAGCGAGGACAGCAACCCAGGCAGCAGCGAGAACAGCAGCAGCGAGGACCAGGCAAGACUACACCUGAAGAGGAAACUGCAGAGAAACAGAACCUCCUUCACCAACGACCAGAUUGACAGUCUUGAAAAAGAGUUCGAGAGGACACACUACCCUGAUGUGUUCGCCAGGGAAAGACUCGCAGCCAAGAUCAACCUGCCCGAAGCAAGGAUACAGGUGUGGUUCAGCAACAGACGCGCUAAGUGGCGGCGCGAGGAGAAGCUUCGGAACCAACGCCGCACCGCAGAGGGAAUGGCGCCCUCCUCUCCCACCCGCAUCAUCAACAACUCCUUCACGCCCACGCCCAUGUACACCCCCCUGCCGCCCCCGCCCGUCUCCGUUGGGGAUACGUAUGGGUCUAUGGGCGGCGGCGGCUUCGGCAUGACUUCCACCGUGUGUCCCAUCGCCUCCAGCCCCAACUGCCUCCCAGCCCAGCAGGCCCCCGCCCACGGCCACACCGGCAGCCCCGCAGGCAUGGGUCUGGCCAGGGACAACCCACACGCCCCCCACAACCACUACAUGACGCGCCCCUCCUACGAGUCCCUGUACUCCCACGCCCGCGCCUCGCCCACCUGCCCGCCCAUGCUCUACCACCACCACCACCACCAUCAGUCGCCCCACGCCCACGAGUACAACACGCCCACGCCGCCCAACUCCCAGGCGGGUCUGCUGUCCCCCGGCGUGUCAGUGCCCAUCGCCGUGCCUGGACAGCACCACGAUAUGAACUCCCAGUACUGGACUCGCCUUCAGUAGCCACCACCAAGCCACUCCGCCGCCAUUACCAUCACCACUACCACUACCGCUACUACUACCGUUACCGCCGCUACUACUACUACUACUACUACUACCACCACCACCAUCACCGCCGCCACUAUUACAGUUAUCGUCAAUUUCAAACGAAUCAGCAGCUCCUCUCUCUCUCUCUCUCUCUCUCUCUCUCUCUCUCUCUCUCUCUCUCUCUCUCUCUCUCUCUCUCUCUGCGCACAUAUGACCGACUUUUUCUUUUUUUUCAUAUUCAUAGUGCAAAAUAUUAAGGUGACUAAUUGAAAAGUGUUGUGCUACGUUUUCUGCUUAACUUUUUUAUACAUAUGUAUUUAAAUAGCUAAGUUUAUUGGUUGGUCUUCGAUUCCGUCUAGCGAGAGAAGAAGAAACGGAAGAAAAAAGAAGAAUCGAUUAAUUUAACUAAUGUAACCCCUUUUUUUCGCUUUCGUGAGAGAGAGAGAGAGAGAGAGAGAGAGAGAGGGGAGGGGAGUUAAACAACCACAAGUCAAAGCAAGGUUGGCACACAAGGCAGGCUCUACCAGUGAAAGCCUUAGGUCAUUUGUGUGUUCAGCCUGCGGGGCCAUGACAAGCCUCCACCAACGAGUGUGUGUAACUGUUAACUCGUGACUCAAUGACGUGACACAAUUACUAAUCAUCUCGGUGAAGCAUUGCUAGUCUCAAUACUUAUGCUUUAAUUAGAGUCAUUUAUUUGUGUUCGCGUUUCUUUAAAUUGAAGGGAAGUUUUUCUGCUGAUCCAUUACACUUUGAGGGGAAUGCGUUGUUUCUUAUCCUUGGUUUCAUGUAGACAGAUGUGGAUGUGAAUAGCGUGAUGUGGGAUUUAAACUCGAUGAGCUUUUUUUUUUUUUUUUUACCAAGGCAGUGCGCAACAACAAGGUAAAAAUGUUCUGCUUAAGAGAGAGAAAGAGAGACUUUCUCCGCCGAUAAUCUUCGUGAGUCUGGGUCAAAGCAGCGAAGCGGUGUCGAGUAAGGUGGGAAACUGUAUUUCUGGUGACAACUGUUCCCCUACCGCCGCGCAGCCACCUCCACCUGUGCUGCGUGUGAAGUAGUGACGUGCUGGAUACUUUGUGUGACACCAGAAUGGAAAAGAACGGAGAAAGUUUCGAGUCUCCCAGUGAAAGUGAGGGAAGCCGAGUGUAUAUUUGCAGCCAGGCUCGUCUCACUCCAUGGCGGACGAUGCUGUGUUUAGUGGCUGAAAGUCUUCACGUGUGUCUCUGAACCACGUGCUGCUUCUCCACUACUUCAAAAGGCUCUGGUUGAAGGUGUAGCAAUGAGACGUGACGGCAAUGCAGUGAAGCCAAUGCCAGACAAGGGUCCCGUCCGCCGGAGUGAGAGGAGUGUUGUUCUGCCAAGGUACCCGCCAAGUGGCCUCACCGAUGCUAUUCAUAUCAUCCUCCGCCACCCUGUACUGUAUUAUAGGCCUGCAUUCCGAAGCACAAAGGAGUAGUCGUGUCCGAAACUAAUGCGCUUUCACACCUUGUUUCAUUAUUAAUAUAAAGAUAAAAACCCAGGAAAGCUGUGCACUUUGAGGAGAGCACUAACGAGGGGGAGUUGAGGCUUCCAUACUUUUAUCAUUACUCUACAUAACUAAUCCUAUUUUAACGUGACAUUUGCAACGCCCGAAGUGGCUCUCGUGUCUCAAAUGACCGCAGCUCUCCGCUCACCGUUGACAUGCUUAGUUGCUACUGACAAUAAAACAAAAACAUGUUAUCAAACAAUGAGGGUGGACGCUUGCCUUAGGGGGUCACGGGGCGGCGCAGGAGCCAACGCCGCGCCACCUGACGCAUGGCGGGGCGCCUCACCAAGGUAUUGAGGCGGCACAAGUCACUCCACGAAAUGCUCAUGCCGCGAGCCUGCCACCACUCCUUCCAUCCAUCCCGGCAGCGAUUCAUUUUGUAAACAGCUCUGAGCAUCAUCCAAACGUUGAAGCAUUGGCUGAGCCGCGAGCCGAGCAAACCUGCUGGAGCUGCUGUGUAGCGCUAAGCCUCAUCGUCAUCACAGCAUUAGGCGCUAACCAGUUUUAUAUUUGCGUUCGUAGGGCGCCCUGUAUGUUCCUUAGUAAAACAUUACACGGGCUUUUUUCUGUCAGUUUCAUAAUUAUGAAAUGUUUCAUGAAAACGCUUAAAAACUCUGGACACGCCGCGGAAGGAGAACACAGGUAGUGUGUAGUGGUGAAUCAGAACAUUUGUUUGUUAUUCAUCACAAUCCUACGUCUUCCAAGUAUUAAACCAACCCCCGCCGUGAGGAGCGCGGCGCCCCGCCAGACAGCCUGAGUGUUGGCUCCUUGCGCCGCCUUGCAGCAUAACGUGUUUUUGACUGACUCGCUUUGUGGAAUGGACCACUGUCUGUAAUAAAAGGUUUCAGAAGUACA